UCGUCUACCACUUCAAUUAGCUCCAAGUACGACAAUGGAGUAUACGCAAACUCGCCAUUUAAGCUAUAUCACGACUUGAAGAUUGUUUCUUCCAUCCAAAUCAGCAAAUAUAAAGUGGGAUCUAAAAAGUAUAGUGAUAUCGAUUUUUUCUACAAGUUUGCUACUGAACUUUUGUUAAGAGAAUUGCACAGACUCCAUAUUUCAUUACAGGCACCAGUGCCAGAAAAUGAAGAUGAUGAUGAGGUAUUAACCACCGAUUUGGAAUCACAUUUGAAGGAUGAUUUCGAAAAGAUACUGAGGACCUAUACGUUGUCAAAUGGAGAAGUUAUCAACUAUUCCUCCAAGACUCAAGAGCCAGAUCCUGCUCCGUCCAUCUCGCCAUAUGCCAAUGUCUACAAUCAACCACAGCCACAGCCUCCAAAGCAGACGACACAACCCUUGUUUUCUUCGUUGAUUCCCAAGUCAAACUUGGACCGAAAACCAACAAUAGUACAAUAUCCAUACACGAUAGCAAAAGUAGUGCCUCUCUUGAAAGACCAGUCUCGUAAUACAUCUACGUUGGACAGUUUGUCCGUUCCCAACCAGAAGAUCCCAUCUCCCUUAGAUCAGAAACCAUCUGACCUCUUACAUGACUUCUUCCAUCCCAUUUGGUACACCCUCCCGGUGCCAACCUGGCUCAAUUAUCAUGCUAAUGUAAUCAAACCAGCAAAUGUGUUGCCCCAACAGGCGCAAGCUAUUUCUAUGCAAUCACUGUCUUCCCAAUCUAACAAGCCUAAGUUAACGGUAUUGCAACAACGAGGAACUGAUUCUGAGCCGUUAUCUGCUGUACCAACUCUUGUAAGAGCACCAGGAGAUUCGUACAGAACUUUUGCUCCUUCUUUGGAUCUGCGUGAUGCCAUUAUCAGUGAAGAAUUCAAAGGUAAAGUGUGGUUGAACCACAUCGGUUUUGAAGAAAUAGAAAAAAUCAAGAACAGUUACUUGCAGUCAAUUGAACCCACUAAACCAUCUACAGUGCCUUCUACCAAGGAAGAAGAAACCACGAAAGAAGCUGUUGCUUCGGAGAAGGAAUCAUCGGCAGUCGAAGAAGUGCCAAUUGAAUCAAGUAAUGAAGACCUGGAAAUAGGAGUGAUAAACAUCGCCCAUAUUGUUAGCUGGGAUCCUGAAAAGAUUGAAGAGUUCAAGACUAUCAAAAAAGAGAAAGAAUCGAUCGUGAAAGCAAAAUCUAUACAGAGAUUGAUUUCGACUAAUAUAUUGAAGCUAAACAAGUUGCGACAAGAAAGAUAUCUCAGAAGUGAUUCUAGAAACACCCUGCCUACCACAUCAGAAGAGAUUAGAAUAUACAAUACUACAAUGAAGUUGAUAUCUUUGGCCAUACAGAUACAGAAAGUCAGUCCUGGAGAUUUCUCGUUGGAGUUCAGUAAGAAGUUACCGGUAUUGGUCACCGAGUUCAAUGGUGUUAUGCCUGGAAUCCCCCCUAGCAGACUUGGAGUUGGCACUUCGGGUGCUUCUAAGAGUACAAGAUUGCCCAGCAUCAGAGGUCCAUACAAGAAAAAGAAUAGGAUCUAG
Molecule: messenger RNA, 1566 nt
Organism: Scheffersomyces stipitis CBS 6054
Lineage: Eukaryota; Fungi; Ascomycota; Pichiomycetes; Serinales; Debaryomycetaceae
Exons: 1
Source: RefSeq, a predicted model, not a curated record